Triticum aestivum (bread wheat) is the source of this 1404-nucleotide messenger RNA. RefSeq names its product mitochondrial dicarboxylate/tricarboxylate transporter DTC. The coding region runs from base 314 to 1234 and encodes 306 amino acids. The transcript is spliced from 6 exons. Gene Ontology annotation, biological process: transmembrane transport. Lineage: Eukaryota; Viridiplantae; Streptophyta; Magnoliopsida; Poales; Poaceae. The record is from RefSeq and is a predicted model, not a curated record.
GAGCGCCAAGCGUCACAUGUGACAUGUCACACGCCGCUGAUGCGAAGCGAGCGCGGACGGCGGAGGCGGUGCGGCUUAUCGCAAUUCACCGGAAAUGAUUCGCGCGCACCAAGGGAACGGCGAGAGGAGGAAAAUCAUCCGUGGGCUCACGUCGAGGCAUCCAGCCGCGACACCACACGUCCCCGUCGCCUCCCAGCCCUCCGCUUCCCACCACCUCUGCUUCUCCGGAGGCCCAGGCAGCAGCCAGCAGCCAGCAGCGGGAGCGCCUCCUAGCCCGGGGCCAGUCGGGAGCUGAUACGAGGAGGCGGCGGAGAUGGCGGACGCGAAGCAGCAGCAGCCGCCGCAGACGGCGCUGGCGGCCAGCGGCGUGUGGAAGACGGUGAAGCCCUUCGUGAACGGCGGCGCCUCCGGCAUGCUCGCCACCUGCGUCAUCCAGCCCAUCGACAUGGUCAAGGUGAAGAUCCAGUUGGGCGAGGGCUCUGCAACUAGUGUCACCAAGAAGAUGCUUGCUAAUGAGGGAGUUGGUUCCUUUUACAAGGGAUUGUCUGCUGGUUUGCUAAGGCAAGCAACAUACACAACCGCUCGACUGGGAUCCUUCAGGGUUCUAACAAAUAAAGCAGUUGAAGCAAACGAAGGAAAACCACUGCCCCUAGUUCAGAAAGCUGCUAUUGGUCUCACUGCUGGAGCGAUUGGAGCUUGUUUUGGUAGUCCUGCGGAUUUGGCACUCAUCAGGAUGCAGGCUGAUUCAACCUUGCCAGCAGCCCAGCGCCGCCACUAUAAGAACGCUUUUCAUGCACUUUACCGUAUUAUUGCUGAUGAAGGUGUUCUGGCACUUUGGAAGGGCGCAGGUCCAACUGUAGCGAGAGCGAUGUCACUCAACAUGGGCAUGCUUGCCUCCUAUGAUCAGAGUGUUGAGGUACUUAGAGACAAACUUGGUGCUGGAGAACUUUCUACAAUGCUUGGGGCCAGUGCCAUUUCAGGAUUCUUUGCAUCUGCUUGCAGUUUGCCCUUCGACUAUGUUAAGACACAGGUUCAGAAGAUGCAACCUGAUGCUACUGGAAAGUAUCCAUACACUGGGUCUUUUGACUGUGCAAUGAAAACCUUGAAGAGUGGCGGUCCGUUUAAGUUCUACACUGGCUUUCCGGUCUAUUGCGUCAGGAUUGCUCCACAUGUCAUGAUGACAUGGAUAUUCUUGAAUCAGAUCCAGAAGGUCGAGAAGCGCGUCGGCCUUUAAAGUGUCGUGCUAUGCUAUCCUCACCUACAAAUUAUAAUAGUGUAGCUGCUUUGUACCUAUAAACCAGCAGUUGGUUCUGAUAUACAAAAUCUGUACUUAUUUCCUUGGCAUAUAUGCUACCAUGCUUCUUUGUUCCUUCCAGACCAAAUAAUCAUAUAAUUUCUGGGUAA